GGUCAGACACAUGAUUUAAAGCGGAUACAUACAUGGUUUAAAUCUCAGUUUAAUUAUCAGCUAAAGAGAGAUUAUUUGAGCAAAUUAGCUUGUUUAAAGUGUUUCAGCGCGAUUAUAUUCCAGUACCUAUCAGACCCACUGCUUGCUUUGUUAUCAGGUGUGUUUGCUGCAUCAGUCACAUUAAAUAUACUGCAAAGCGAAUUUCUUUAUGAUCGCUGAGCCAAUGGAUUAUUAGCAUUAAUUCAGCGCACAUGAUCAUGACCAGCGUCUGCAGGAGCUGAUCGACUGCGACAGGACGGACGAGCAAGCCUGCUUUAUUUCACGCAGUCAGACAUCACAGUAGUUAGCUUCAAACUCAUCUGGUACGAGCACAGACUCUCAAGAAAAGGAAAAUGCCGGUUGCAUCUGCCAGCUCUGACUCAGCUAUGCAGAGUCUUUUGGACACUCUGAGUGACAGCACCAGCUCCACCACAGCCAAUGAUUUGGACCUUAUCUUUCUCAAAGGCAUAAUGGAGAGUCCAGUGUCUCGUGAGUGCUUUGAAGAGCCGAAGCUAGAAGCGGUGAGGGAUAACAAUGUGGAGUUAGUGCAAGACAUCCUGAAGGACCUGACACCCUUCACGCUUCUCAGUCAGGCGGCACACGAGCUCGUCUGCAUCCUAAAAGAACCACACUUCCAGUCGUUACUUGAAACACAUGACUCUGUAGCCUCUAAAAGCUACGAGACUCCGCCCCCAAGCCCUUGUGUGUUUAUGGACCCCGCCCUCAACAACCAGCCUGUGCCCCCUGACGCCGUCAGAAUGGUGGGCAUCCGCAAAGUGUCCGGAGAGCACCUGGGCGUGACGUUUCGUGUGGAGAGUGGAGAGCUGGUAAUUGCUCGGAUCCUGCACGGCGGCAUGAUUGAUCAACAGGGGCUGCUGCAUGUGGGUGACAUCAUCAAAGAGGUGAAUGGAAAAGAGGUUGGUAGUGACCCGAAAGUUCUUCAGAAUAUGCUGAAAGAAUCCAGUGGCAGUGUCAUCCUCAAAAUCCUGCCCAGUUACCAAGAACCUCACACACCCAGACAGGCAUUUGUAAAGUGUCACUUUGACUAUGACCCCACUCAUGAUAACCUGAUCCCCUGUAAAGAAGCCGGACUGAAGUUCAGCAGUGGAGACAUCCUUCAGAUCUUCAACCAGGAGGACCCCAACUGGUGGCAGGCGUGUCAUUUGGAAGGAGGUAGUGCAGGACUGAUCCCCAGUCAGCUGCUAGAGGAGAAGAGGAAAGCUUUCGUCAAGAGAGAUCUGGAGCUCGCUAGCUCAGGGCCUCUGUGUGCAGGGAUGGGGGGUAAAAAGAAGAAGAAGAUGAUGUACUUGACCACCAAGAAUGCUGAGUUUGAUCGUCAUGAGUUGAGGAUCUAUGAGGAAGUGGCAAAGGUGCCUCCGUUUCGCAGGAAGACGCUGGUUCUGAUUGGAGCUCAGGGUGUGGGCCGCCGCAGCUUGAAGAAUAAACUUUUGGUGUCUGACCCACAUCGCUAUGGAACCACCACUCCCUACACAUCACGUAAGCCUAAGGUGGAUGAAAAGGAGGGGCAGAUGUAUCUGUUUAUGUCUCGCAGUGAGAUGGAAGCAGACAUUAAAAGUGGUCGUUUUCUAGAGCACGGUGAAUACGAUGGAAACCUGUACGGCACUAAGAUCGACUCCAUUCAUGAGGUUGUGGACUCCGGCAAGAUCUGCAUUCUGGAUGUCAAUCCUCAGGCGCUGAAAGUUCUGCGGACUGCAGAAUUUCUUCCAUAUGUGGUGUUCAUUGAAGCCCCAAACUUUGAGGUUCUGAAAGAUAUGAACAGAUCUGCCAUUGAGGCUGGUGUUGUGACUAAACAACUGACGGACUCAGAACUCAAGCGUACAGUGGAUGAGAGUGAAAGGAUCCAGAGAGCGUACGGUCACUAUUUUGACCUCAGCAUUGUGAAUGAUAAUCUGGACGGAGCGUACCGCAGCCUCAGAAGGGCGCUAGACAGACUCAACACAGACCACCAGUGGGUUCCUGUCAGCUGGGUCUUCUGAGAGCAGAUCAGUCCAUUUCUGCUAUUCUCACAGUGGCUAGGAGUCUAGUUAACUGUUGUAAUCUAUGUGAACUUCCCCGUUGUUUAGAUUUUUGCAAAAAAAAACAUGAGAAUAGAAAGUACUUUAUUAUUUUAUAAAGAAGAGAACCUGAUGUGUAUAUCUGUAUUCGUUUUCAAGGGGUUCUGUACAGUGCUGUUUGUUUGUUAUUGCUGUGAGAGUAGGGCUGUAUAUUUGUAUAGAUAAUGUGGUCAGUAAAUACUGUAGAAUACAUUUUAGCACCCAUAGUUAACGAAGAUAUUCUGAAUCAUUUUGGAUGUAUCAAUGCAAUGAUUAUGUUGUGAUUUAUCGGGAUUGUUAAGUUUUGAUGUAUUAAAUGCAGAAUCAAAGAGUAUGCUGUGUCUUGGUUGUGACAUAUACUUGUUAUGUUCUGAUUGGUUUAAAAGCAAUAUGUAAAGAAAUAAUUCAUGUGAAAUUCAUGAGAUCUUGUUGACCAUUUAUGGGUGCAAUUCACA
Xyrauchen texanus (razorback sucker) is the source of this 2548-nucleotide messenger RNA. RefSeq names its product MAGUK p55 scaffold protein 2b (gene mpp2b). Lineage: Eukaryota; Metazoa; Chordata; Actinopteri; Cypriniformes; Catostomidae. The record is from RefSeq and is a predicted model, not a curated record. The transcript has 13 exons. Gene Ontology annotation, cellular component: cell-cell junction; plasma membrane. Gene Ontology annotation, molecular function: protein binding. Bases 393 to 2036 code for a protein of 547 amino acids.